AUGACGCAGCUCGAGGUCUUGAAUGAAGAACUCGAAAAUCUUACCAGGGAAGCAGACUUACUGCUAGGAGAGUUGGAGGCUCCUCUGAAAUCAGCUCGACCGCUGGGAAUCGAUGUAGAGAAAAUUAAAAGCGACGUAACACGGAGAGUAGAGGAAUCUCAAGAUUUAACAGAGAUGAAGAGAACUUUGGAGGAACGAGCAAUGCAGGUCUAUGAUGUCGAAAUCACUCCGCCGUAUUCUUCCCCAGUUUGA
Molecule: messenger RNA, 252 nt
Organism: Cooperia oncophora
Lineage: Eukaryota; Metazoa; Nematoda; Chromadorea; Rhabditida; Trichostrongylidae
Source: the annotation of a GenBank genome assembly